Messenger RNA from Pongo pygmaeus (Bornean orangutan), 3079 nucleotides. RefSeq names its product chromosome 14 C13orf42 homolog (gene C14H13orf42). The transcript has 4 exons. The coding region runs from base 66 to 1043 and encodes 325 amino acids. The record is from RefSeq and is a predicted model, not a curated record. Lineage: Eukaryota; Metazoa; Chordata; Mammalia; Primates; Hominidae.
GCAUCUAGAUUAAGUGGCGGCAGCACAGGCAGCUGGAAGGUACCCACAGAAAGAAAUCGAGCACUAUGUUCAGAAAGAUCCACUCCAUCUUUAACUCCAGCCCACAGAGAAAGACGGCGGCUGAGAGCCCCUUCUACGAAGGAGCCAGCCCUGCGGUGAAGCUGAUUCGAAGCAGCUCCAUGUAUGUGGUCGGGGACCACGGGGAGAAAUUCAGCGAGUCCUUAAAGAAGUACAAAAGCACCAGUAGCGUGGACACCAGCCUGUACUACCUGCGGCAGGAGGAGGACCGGGCGUGGAUGUAUUCGCGCACCCAGGACUGCCUGCAGUACCUGCAGGAGCUUCUGGCCUUGCGCAAAAAAUAUCUCAGCAGCUUCAGUGAUCUGAAGCCCCACCGCACCCAGGGGAUUUCCUCAACCUCCUCCAAAUCUUCCAAGGGAGGGAAAAAGACUCCUGUCCGGUCUACUCCCAAAGAAAUAAAGAAAGCAACCCCAAAGAAACACUCGCAAUUCAGUGCCGACGUGGCCGAGGCCAUUGCCUUCUUUGACUCCGUCAUUGCAGAGCUGGAUACAGAGAGACGGCCCCGGGCUGCCGAGGCCAGCCUGCCAAAUGAAGAUGUGGACUUUGACGUGGCCACCAGCUCCAGGGAGCACAGCUUGCAUUCUAACUGGAUCCUGCGGGCGCCACGCAGACACUCUGAGGAUAUCACUGCCCACACUGUGCAUACUGUAGACGGCCAGUUUCGAAGGAGCACCGAGUGCAGGACCGUGGGCACUCAGAGGAGACUCGAGAGGCACCCCAUUUAUUUGCCCAAGGCUGUGGAAGGGGCCUUCAACACCUGGAAAUUUAAGCCCAAAGCCUGCAAACAAGACCUGGGGAGCCCCAGACAGAUCCUUUUCAACUUCUCAGGAGAAGAUAUGGAGUGGGAUGCAGAGCUUUUUGCGUUGGAGUCCCAGCUGUCUCCUGGGGAGAACUACUAUGAGACAGAGAACCCCAAAGGACAGUGGCUGCUUCGAGAAAGACUUUGGGAGCGGACAGUGCCCUGACUCCAUCUGGAUUCCUUGACGUGUCUCAGGCUGGGUCCCUGAGAAGCUGUCUGCUUUCAGCGCAGCAUGAGGUAUUUGGUAGAGUUGAAAAUCCAAAUUGUAACACAGUCAACCCACUCAGCACACUGCCUGCUGGUGCCAUGCUAGUGCCAAACAGACCUGUGGCUUCCCAGGAUACAGGUCUCAGGACACUCUCAGAGCUUGAGUUUCUCUGCGUGGGCUGAUGAGCAGGGACUUACAGCCUGGCUGGUCUUCAAGAGCUGAAGGAAUGGAAGGUCUUGAGUGGAGUGUCUGGGCUCACUCCCCUGACCUCACCUGGCCUGGUCCUCAUUCUCCACAUGUCUGUCCAAGUGGCUGCUAGCAAUGUGCUCAGUACCAGAAAUGAACUCACCUGUAGAUUUCUGGGCCAAAGCUUCAAAGAGGUAGCUCCUCUUUCUAUGAGGCUCAGAGACACGCUGGAUCUGCACUGAGGUUGCCUUCUUGUGUGCAGAAUGCAGUUGAGAAAGCAGCUCCCUUUGCUCUCUUUUCAGAGUUUUUCAGAAACUCCUGCUUCAUUAAGCUAAGAUGAAGCUAAUGCCCUGGCAAUGGGGUGAGGGAAGAGGUAUGUCACGAGCCUGCCUGGGGGCCACACUGUUUCCUCAGGCCCCAAAACUCAGCUCCCCUUCACCUAGGCAAUUGACAAGAGAAGAAGGGAGAUGGGGUGAUUCUUUUUCUUUUUCUUCUAAUUCUUACCCAGAAAAAUCUUUUUAAAUAUCCACGGAACCAGUUUAUGACAGGCCACGCCUUUCCCUUUCCCCAGUUAAGAGAACAAUCAGAAUCAUUACGUUCUUUUGGUAUAGAAAGGAUUUCUGUAUUUUAGGAACUAUCUGAAUCAGAAUUACAUUUAAAAUAUAUUCUUUGUAUUUCUAAAUACUUUUUACAUUUUUGCAAUAGUUGUGCCCAUUCAAGCUUGAGAACCACUGGUUUGGAGAAUAUACUGAACUUUAUCCAUUCUCACUUCUUUUUUUGGCAUUUUCUUGUAAACCAGUUUGUGCGUGUAUAGGGGCCUUUGGGCAGAAUGAAGGGAGAGAGACAAAAAACAGAAAACAAAACAAAACAAAAUCAAACCAAUCAUUCGAAUUAAGCCAAGGAUGUUCUAGGCUAAGGUCAGGCUAAGAACUGAACAGAGGCUUCCUUUCUGCCAUGCCUGUGGGAUGAUAUUCUUAUUGUUCCAUUUUUUAGGAAGAACCUUUUGUUUAUGUGAACCUGAUCAUAUGAAUCUAAGAAUAUGUAACUCUUACAAAUAAAAGACAGCUAGUAAUUAUAUUGCAUUCUUAGAAAUUUUGUCUCAACAUGUUUUCAGAAUGAAACCAUACUGGAAAUGUUUUAAUACUUCUCUUUAUUAUUUUUCGAGUGCCAAUGUCAAUGUUUGGAAGGUUUCUUUCAUUUUGUUGCUUGUACUAACCCAGCUAUAGCCAGAAGCUUGACUGGAAAAUAAAUGUUUAGGAGAUUUGUUUUAUAAACUGCAUUAAAGCACUGCCAUUUAUCACCACAGAUCUUUUCUUUUCCCUAAAUGUGGCCUUGUUUGAAGCCUCAUCUAUAAAAGUUCAUUGUUGGGGAUAAACUCAGGAUAAAGGUGUCUUUACUCUGCCUCUUAUCAAACUACAGUUUAUCAUAGAUCCACCCUGAAAUUAUGUGGUGAAAAUACUGUGUACAUUUUGUUUUUAAAGAUAAGAAAAAAUAAACAUGACUAGAGGAUGUUUGGAGUCCUGAUUUUUUUUAAAAGCACUUAUUGCUUAUGGCUUAUGAAGCUGUGCCAUCUUAUUUUGCUUUGUUUUGUGUGUUUUUUGUCUUUCACGAGACUAUACACAGACAGCCUGAAAAAUUCCAUGAUUGGGAAACAGAAGGUUGUCUUGUCUUUGGGGAUCAUUUUUAGGUGUUUGAAGUUGGAGAUAAACCCAAGGAUCUGGGCUCUGCCUGGGGAAUCUUGAGAUGGUGUCUGGUGGGGUUUGAGAUAAAUCAAAUCUGAAACAAUAAAAGUCAAUUCAGAAAACCCA